CUAAGAAAUCGUCAAGUCUGAUCAUAGUAAUCGUCGAGUAUCGAUCUGCUAAUAAUCGAAAUUUCAAACGUUUAGUCAAAGAUGAAGGUUUACGUUCUUGUGUCUUUAAUACUUGUUGCAGUAGCGGUUAUCUCGGCUGCUCCAUACGAUUCAAGAGAUGAAGUUGAGCUAUUCGAAGAAAUUGCCGAAGAGGUAGGGGAACGUGCUACUAGACAGAGAAGAGUAACUUGUGACCUUUUAUCUGCUGGUGGUUUCGUUGGUGACACUGCCUGUGCUGCCAAUUGUUUAAGUAUGGGUAAAGCAGGUGGACAUUGCAAUGGUAGCGGUGUUUGUGUCUGUCGACGAGAUUCUUUCAAAGACUUAUUCAACAAACGUUUCGGCUAAUGU
Vespula pensylvanica (western yellowjacket) is the source of this 387-nucleotide messenger RNA. Its product is annotated as defensin-like. The coding region runs from base 82 to 384 and encodes 100 amino acids. The record is from RefSeq and is a predicted model, not a curated record. Gene Ontology annotation, biological process: defense response to bacterium; humoral immune response. The transcript is spliced from 3 exons. Lineage: Eukaryota; Metazoa; Arthropoda; Insecta; Hymenoptera; Vespidae.